Emys orbicularis (European pond turtle) is the source of this 1104-nucleotide messenger RNA. It is a transcript of the gene NFATC2IP, whose product is annotated as nuclear factor of activated T cells 2 interacting protein. Gene Ontology annotation, molecular function: protein binding. Bases 1 to 1104 code for a protein of 367 amino acids. The record is from RefSeq and is a predicted model, not a curated record. Gene Ontology annotation, biological process: cytokine production; positive regulation of transcription by RNA polymerase II. NCBI's taxonomy places the organism in Eukaryota, Metazoa, Chordata, Testudines, Emydidae. The transcript is spliced from 9 exons.
AUGGGUGGGAGCGACCUGGGAGCCCGCGCCAUGGCGGAGCAGGUUGGCCCUGCCCCACCCCCAAUCUACGUGGGGGGCAGCAGCAGCAGUGACAGCGAGGGGGAGCUUGUGAGACCCCCGAGGGGGGCAGCGGGGCAGCCGCGCCCCAAGCGCCGGCGUGUUCUGUGCAGCACCGAGAUCCCCGCUGUGCCUGUCUACUCGAACAAGGUGAACAGCAGCUUCCAGCUGUGCCCCGCGGAGCUGCGCCAGGAGGUGCCCGCCCUGCAGUGGCAGGGAGGGGCGGAUCUGGACGUCGAUGAGAUUGGCCCUGUCACGCCCCCCCGGCCGGAGCGGCCUCACGCCCCACGCCUCCCCCAGGGCCCCUGCACUGACUGGCCGGAGGACGAGCCGCAGCAGCAGGGGGCAGCGAGAACGGUCCGGGACGAGUCCCCCUCUCCUCCUCCCCCACCACAGCCCACACGCAGGCAGAGGGGCCGGACCCGACGGGAGGUGGCGCGCAAGCUGCGGGGUCUCAGCACGUGGCUCUCGGCCGCCCAGCGAAGCCUGCGGGAGGAGCCGUCCGAGGACGACGUGAUCCUGGUGGAGCCGCCCCCAUCCCCCGCGCCCCGGCAGCUGCAGCUCAAGGUGCGGUGCCGGGCCGAGAUCCACCGCGUCGCCAUGGAGACGUCACAGCCCCUGCAGGCGGUGGUGGAGCACAUGGCCGGGAGGCUGCAGGUCCGGCCGGAGCAGAUCCUGCUGCUGCUGCGAGACACAGAGCUGCCCCCCGGCAGCACCCCCCAGGGCCUGGGCCUGGGCGUGGCCGACAUCAUCGAUUGCGUGGUGGACAUGGCAGCCGGGGAGCCGCAGGGCGAGGGAGAGCCGGGGGCCGGGCCGGGCCCUGGGGAGCUACGUCUGACCGUGCGAGGCCAGGAGAAGGACUCACAGCUCACACUCAACGUGCCCAGGGCGGAGCCGCUGCACCGGCUGAUGGAGCGCUACCAGGAGGCCAUGGGGCUGGGUGGCCGCCAGCUCCGCUUCUUCUUCGACGGGCAGCGCCUGGCGGGGACCCGCACGCCCGAGCAGCUGGGCAUGGAGCCUGACGACGUCAUUGAGGCCUGGGCCUAG